Entelurus aequoreus (snake pipefish) is the source of this 1284-nucleotide messenger RNA. Its product is annotated as ephrin type-A receptor 6-like. Gene Ontology annotation, biological process: cell surface receptor protein tyrosine kinase signaling pathway; protein phosphorylation; axon guidance. Gene Ontology annotation, molecular function: ATP binding; transmembrane-ephrin receptor activity; protein binding. Lineage: Eukaryota; Metazoa; Chordata; Actinopteri; Syngnathiformes; Syngnathidae. The coding region runs from base 341 to 1189 and encodes 282 amino acids. The record is from RefSeq and is a predicted model, not a curated record. Gene Ontology annotation, cellular component: neuron projection; membrane. The transcript is spliced from 3 exons.
UCGCCGCUGCAGCGGUCCGGACGCGGGUGCAGGUGGAGGACGCGCAGAACGCAGACUCCCCCCCCCCACCCCACCCACCCCCCGGGAGCAUCGACGCGCCUCCGCCAUGGCAUCCCCACUGCGUGCGCCCCGUGGUCCUCCGUGCGGAGGUGGUUGCGCGCACACAGCCCAAAGUUUGUAGCAGCUCUCCGAUGCGUUGUUUGAGACCGAGCCAGGAAAAAACAAGACGUGUAUCAAGGAUGGAUCUUUUCACGAGCGGCAACCAGGACCUAACAAUAUAACCGGGAGCGGAACGAGCGGAUCGGGGCUUCUUUUUGGACGCUCUCGGUGACCAGCAGAUAUGAGUUUUGGACCAAGAAUUCUUCCUGUUGCACUUUUUAUUGGAAUUGUCCUCACUCGCUGCGGCCACUGCAACCAAGUGGUGCUGCUGGAUACCACGUCUGUGCUCGGCGAGCUGGGAUGGAAGGCCUAUCCUGUCAACGGGUGGGAUGCGAUCACAGAGAUGGACGAGCACAACCGGCCCAUUCACACCUUCCAGGUGUGCAGUGUGAUGGAGCCCAACCAGAACAACUGGCUCCGAUCCAACUGGAUUUCCCGGCAGGCGGCCCAAAAAAUCUACGUGGAGCUCCGCUUCACCCUGCGCGACUGCAACUCCAUCCCCUGGGUGUCCGGCACCUGCAAGGAGACCUUCAACCUCUUCUACCACGAGACGGACGAAGCCCACGCCGUGAAGUUCAAGCCGGCUCAGUACACCAAGAUCGACACCAUCGCCGCCGACGAGAGCUUCACUCAGAUGGACCUCGGGGAUCGCAUCCUGAAGCUCAACACGGAGGUGCGCGAGGUGGGACCCAUGACCAAGAGCGGCUUCUCGCUGGCGUUCCAGGACAUCGGCGCUUGCAUCGCCUUGGUCUCGGUGAGGGUUUACUACAAGAAAUGCCCCUUCACGCUGAGGAACCUGGCCUCGUUCCCGGACACGGUGCCUCGUGUGGACUCGUCCUCGCUGGUGGAGGUGAGGGGCGCCUGCGUGGACCACGCUGAGGAGCGGGACACGCCCAAGCUCUUCUGUGGAGCUGAUGGCGACUGGUUGGUCCCCUUGGGGAGAUGUGUCUGCAGUGUCGGCUACGAGGAGGUGGACGGAUCCUGCAUCGGUGAGUUAGCCCAAUUUCCCUUGCACACUUUUUGGCAAUAGAGACAUGAACAACAACAUUCGAACUGGAAAACUUUGUUGUUAUUUUUUGCAAAUAAUAGCUCAUUUGGAAUUUUAUGCCUGCAACAUUUUUCAAA